This is a messenger RNA of Ascochyta rabiei, 951 nucleotides long. RefSeq lists its product as uncharacterized. Bases 1 to 951 code for a protein of 316 amino acids. The transcript has a single exon. Lineage: Eukaryota; Fungi; Ascomycota; Dothideomycetes; Pleosporales; Didymellaceae. The record is from RefSeq and is a predicted model, not a curated record.
AUGAUCGUGCGGCCGUUGCCGACUUUUGAAGAGCUUGAAGUAGAGAAAAUAUGGCUCCGGUUUCCCAAAGACAUAUGGAACGAACACCGUCCAGGGACACACGAAGCCAACACCUCCAAUCCAGAGCCAAAGGCAGUGCUCAAGCGGAAACACAAGCCAGCAGUCAUCAAGACAGAAGACGAUGCUACCACGCAAGCCUCUAAGCCAUCACCACGCCAGCCACGACGGUGCAAGGUCAAAGUCGCCCGCUUCCAAUAUGGCGGCCCAGAUGCACGCAUGGCAGGUAGAUGCAAGAACGACAUUACCUUGGACGCACCUUGCCUCCAGCCAACAUGUGGGAACUGCUGGAAGUGGCACGCACAGUCGAUGCGCAGUCCUCCCGUCACGAGUCCCAAUCCUAACAACAAGCACGUUCCAACCGCUCCAAAAGCAUGGCCGCUGAGUCCAGUCAUAGAUCCGAGAAUCUUAGGCGAUGCAUGGCAAACGUACCCAAUCCGAGGCAACAGCACAAUGGACUUGACCUCUUCAACCGCCCCAUCAGUACACGGACAAGGCUCAGCACCGCACGACACCACAGCAACGUCCACGCCGUCAGAUCACAACAUGUCCCUACCCACUUCUCUACUCCAACACAAAGCUCCCCACGCAUCGAGCCAGACACGCUGGCGGACGUCACCGCGGCAACGGUAUACAGCGCAUCUCUCCUUCUCCACACCCAGAGGGAAAGCGAAGUUCAGGGCUCUGGUGCACGGGCAGGCGAGGAAAGAGAUGAGAGCAGAGCAUCAGCGUCUCGCGCGAGCAGCGAGGCGGAUCGUGACGGACACGCUGGUGCCGAGUACGGAUGGGGUGAGGCGGAGAAGUAGGCACAGAGUGAGGUUGGUGUUUCGGAGUGCAUUGGGGAGGGAGAGUUAUAAGAGGUUGCUCGAGAGGGAUUUGCUGCAGAGCGAUUGA